Molecule: messenger RNA, 3624 nt
Organism: Telopea speciosissima
Lineage: Eukaryota; Viridiplantae; Streptophyta; Magnoliopsida; Proteales; Proteaceae
Product: putative disease resistance protein RGA1
Exons: 1
Coding region: 1-3624 (1207 amino acids)
Biological process (GO): defense response to other organism
Molecular function (GO): ADP binding
Source: RefSeq, a predicted model, not a curated record
AUGGUUGAUGCUCUUGUUUCUAAUGUCAUUCGGGCAUUGGCCACCAUUGUUCAAAACGAGAUUGAACAAGAGGUAAGACUGGUGGUGGGUGUGAAAAAGGACAUCGAGAAGCUCUCCAGUACUUUAAUGAAAAUCCAGGCUGUGCUAAGGGAUGCUGAAAAGAGGCAAUUUAUGGAUGAUUCAGAUUCAGAUUCAGUUCGGCUUUGGUUACAAGAUCUGAAAGAUGUAGCUUAUGACAUUGAUGAUGUUUUAGAUAAGUGGACCACUCAAAUUCUCAGGAUCAAAUCCUCCUCCUCUUCACAAAUAGACGAUGAUGAUGAUGCUCGCAUCAGCCGGAGCAUUAAGAAGGUAUGCCCCAGCAACUUGUUUUCUUCUUGCUUUCAUUUCAAGCGAAUCGGUUUGAGCUAUGAUAUUGGUCAUAGGAUAAAGGAUAUAAAAGAAAGACUAGAUGAGAUUGCAAGUGAGAAAGAUAAGUUCGGUUUUACUGAAACUACUACUAGAAAUGAUGAAAUUAUAGAGAGAGAGUCAAAAAGGAGACUAGAAACUAGCUCCUUGGUUGAUGUCUCAGAGGUAUUUGGUCGUGACAUGGAUAAAGAUAUCAUAAUAAGCAAGUUGGUGAGUGAAGGCAGCCAUCAAGAAGUUGUGGUUUCUGGAUUAAUCCCCAUCAUCAUCUCCAUUGUGGGCAUGGGUGGUAUGGGAAAAACCACACUUGCCCAACUUGUCUUCAGUGAUGAUAAGGUGAAGAACCAUUUUAAUAAGAGAAUUUGGAUAUGUGUGUCUAAAUCUUUUGAUAAAAUGAAGGUUGCCAUGAAUAUUAUCAAAGAAAUCGGUGGUGGUAACACUAAUUUUGUUUCCCAAAGUGGUGAAAAUAAUCUUACAUGGGAAAAUGUGCAUCGUCAACUGACUAGUUGUGUUGAUGGAAAACAUUUCCUACUCGUGCUAGAUGAUAUUUGGAUUGAGGAUCGUAUGGAGUGGGAUCCAUUGUGGCUUUCUCUCAAACAGGGUUUUCAAGGAAGCAAAAUUAUUGUCACCACACGCAACGAGAGGGUUGCAGAUAUAAUGUGUACCACAUAUGUCCAUAGGUUAAGGACAUUGUCUGAUGAAGCUUGUUGGUCAUUAUUCAGACAUUAUGCCUUUGCUGGAAGGCAAGAAGAAGAGUGUGAGAAAUUGGAAGAAAUUGGGAUGAAACUCACAAAGAAGUGUAAUGGAUUGCCUCUUUCAGCAAAGACUUUAGGAAGUCUUUUGCGUUUUAAAAAGUCAAAACAUGAUUGGCAAUAUAUGUUGGAAAGUGAUAUAUGGAAGGUUGUAUCAAGCGUUGAUCGAUCGGUCUUGCCGGCUCUGUUACUAAGCUAUAACGAUUUGUCCUCUCGUUUGAAACAAUGCUUUGCAUUUUGUUCUCUCAUCCCGAGAGGUUAUGAUAUUUACAACCGAGGUAUAAUCCGACAAUGGAUGGCACAAGGCCUUCUUAGUGACAAUAAUUUGGCAACAAACAGUGAGGAUUUCAUUGCAGUAGGUGAUGAGUAUUUUAAUAAUUUGGUUAUGCGUUCAUUCUUUCAAAAAGAUGUUACAAAAUCAAGAGGCAUACGAGAAUAUUGCCAAAUGCAUGAUCUUAUUCAUGAUUUUGCAAAAUUUUUUGUAGAGGACGAAUGUUUUACUCUAACGAUUAAGGAGGAUACUAGUAGUAGUAGUGCUAGUGUUAAGGAAUUCAACUUUAAUAGAGCCCGUCAUUUAUAUCUAUUAAUAGAAGAAGAAGAAGAGGUAAGCACAAUUCCUUCUUUCCUCUACAAGGCAAAGAAUCUGCGCACUCUUAAAAUCUAUGGACACAUUCCUAAGGUUUCUUCUGACUUAUUUAGUCACUUAAAGUGUCUAAGGACUCUAGAUUUGGAUGGUACUUAUCUUGAAGAGCUUCCAAAGGAGAUAGAGAAAUUGGUACAUCUAAGGUACCUUGACUUGUCCAAGGCAAGGUUUAAGGAAUUACCUAAAACAGUGACUAAUCUAUACAAUUUGCAAGCAUUAUGCCUUUACCGUUGUAGCAAUCUUUGUGAACUGCCGAAGGGUAUUGGGGAAUUAGUCAAUUUGAUGGAUCUUAAUCUAACCGAAUGUCGGCAACUAAGCUAUUUACCCCAAGGAAUUGGGAGAUUAAGCAGAUUGCGUGGUUUGUCAAACUUCAUUAUUGGUGGGGUGGAGAGUGGUGGAUGUAAGAUUGGAGAACUAAAAGAUCUCAAUUUCCUCAAAGAUUCUCUACGUAUAGUAGGCUUGGGAAGAGUGGUAAAUGGAAAUGAGGCUAAGAUGGCAUGCUUGAAGAAUAAGCAACACCUUCGUGCUCUGUAUUUCUAUUUUGAUCAAUAUACCGGUGUUUCGCUAGUUGAUGAUGAAGUCAUUGAUGAAGAAGCAGAAUACUUGGAAGAAGAAGAAGAAGAAGAAGAACAACAACAACAACGCUCCCCAGUCAGUGGAGAAGACGGCCCCAUAGAUUCACUACGUUUGUUAGGUGCGAGAGUGAAAAGAUACCUUACCCUCAAAGGGAUUGGGAGACGGAUUGAAAGAUUACGCUUCCCCAUAGAUUCACUACGUUUAUUUACAGGUGAAGGUUUGUUGAUGAGCAUGGAGGAUGUGCUAGAAAGUCUCGAACCACAUCCAAACCUUGAGAAACUAAUAAUUAGAGACUACCCUGGUGCUUUUUUCCCCGAAUGGAUGGAUAGACAUGCAAACUUCAUGAUUUUCUCCAAUCUGGUUUUCUUGGAAGUGUAUUGGUGCUGCAAGUGUAAGCAAUUGCCGCCAACUCUGGGGAAAUUGCCAUCCCUUGAAACCCUUGUUAUAGGUGGAAUGGAUAUGGUGAGAUUCAUGGGUGCUGAGUUUUUUGGAAUUGAUGAUGUUGGUCCUACAAGAAAAAGAAGUGGCGGUGGUGGUGAUGGGGUUGAUCACACAAUUAUAUUCCCAAAGUUGAAAGUAUUUUUGUUGGGUGAGAUGAGGAAUUUGGAAAAGUGGGAUAUGAGAAUACAAGAAGAAGAUGGGAAAGACUUCAUCUUUAUGCCGUGUCUCCAAUAUCUUGUUCUUAUGGAAUUGCCCAAGUUAAGUACAUUUCCACAACACCUUACCCAGGCUACCCUCCUAAGGAAAUUGUUCAUAUGGAACUGUCCAAACUUGACUUGGAUGCCAUCUCCAUCCUCACAUGAUCUUUUUCAGUUGAUUUUAGAAGAAGACAACGCAGGUUCAGUUUCAUGCAACUUGUCUUCGAUGCCAUCUUCACCCUCACAUCUUCCUUCUCUACACAUUGAGGAGUUGAUUUUAAAAGAAGACGCAGGUUCAUUUUCAAUCGAAUUAACAAUAAAUGACCAAAUGUUUCUCCCUAACCUCAAGUUGCUGCGUGUGAGACAAUCACCUUACUCGUUUUUACCUCAAGGAUUAGGGAAACUAGCAUCACUUCAGAUUCUGGAUAUUCGAACCUGUUCCGAGAUCGAAUCAAUACCUGAUGGGGAGUUGCAGCAUCUCGCUACACUCCAAGAGUUGACGAUCAUGAGGUGUCCUGCCUUGAAAGAACGUUGCCAAAAGGGGAUAGGAGAAGAUUGGAGCAAGAUAUCUCACAUACCAAACAUCUUCAUCGAUGGAGAGAAGAUCAAAUGA